UAUGCUAUCAUAUUUACAGAUUGAUCAUUAUUGUAAGAACAAUGGAUUAGUUAUUGCAGGUUAUUAUCAAGCUAAUGAAAACUUUCGAGAUUCAAGUCCCGAUUUCAUAGCUUAUCGGAUUGCGGAAAGGAUUAAUGAUCACUUUGAAGAUUCUUGUCUUGUUAUGGUUGAUAAUCAAAAGUUAUCAUUGGACUGUGAUGAUUUGGCAUUUGUAUUAUAUCAGUAUCAUGAUAAUAAGUGGAAACCUAAAGACAAAACUAAUGUACAUUUGGAACAGGGUAUGAAAGCUAUGGCAGUUGCUGCAGCUCUUUUACACUCAAAGACAUACAGACAACUAAGUGAUUUUGAUAAUCAUUUAGAUGAUGUUAAACAUGAUUGGAGUAAUCAAGGUGUAAAUGAAAAAAUAGCAAAUUGUUUAUAGCAUUAACUAAAUUAAAAAGUUAUAAAUUGUAUGAUUUGUUUACAUAUAAGACACUGGGUACAUUCCUGAAGUUAGAAUAACUGAGUACCUGCAGUGUGAAAUGUUAUAUAUAUCAAAGAUUUAUUAUAAAAAAAACCCUAUCACAAAAGUUGUGUAAAAUUAUUUCAAUUUUACAAAAUAUCUUAAUUUAUCUCUUUACAGAGAGUUUUGUUGAUCUGCUUUAUCAUCAGUGUGAUACUUUUCACUAACACUCAUCUUGUUGCUAUCAAAUCAAUUUUUAUAACAAUUCUCACACUAUUACUUUUUAUCACUGAAAACAAAUAUUGAUUAUUAGGUAA
Messenger RNA from Centruroides sculpturatus (bark scorpion), 759 nucleotides. It is a transcript of the gene EMC8-9, whose product is annotated as ER membrane protein complex subunit 8-like. Gene Ontology annotation, cellular component: EMC complex. The transcript is spliced from 4 exons. The record is from RefSeq and is a predicted model, not a curated record. NCBI's taxonomy places the organism in Eukaryota, Metazoa, Arthropoda, Arachnida, Scorpiones, Buthidae. Bases 2 to 421 code for a protein of 139 amino acids.